AUGUCGGAAUUCUUCCCACCAGCGGCGGGGAAGACCCCCCUUACUCACGGCCUCGGAUAUGGACGGUCACGCCAUGAAAUCCUGGAGUCAAACUUUUCUCUCCAGAACCGCACAAUCAUUCUAACUGGAGGUGCCCGUGGAAUCGGAUUACACCUCCUACAGACGCUAGUUGCAGCUGGCGCGGAUGUUUCCUGUCUCGAUUUGUUGCCAGGGCCCCCGGCUGAAGCACUAGAUAAACUCAAAUCGCAAAGCGAAGCAGAAUCUUCUGUUAUCUCGUUCCAUAAGUGCGACGUGACGGAUGAAACGGCUGUGGAAUCAGCCAUCCAUGGAAUCCAACAGCAAGCAUUGAAUAGGCAGCGGCCGAUAAGAGGGUUGGUCCACUGCGCUGGACAACAGAUUGCCGGAGAGGCCUCCAGCCUCCCCGGUGAGGAUUUCCGCCGUGUAAUAGAUGUUAAUAUCACGGGAAGCUUCUUUGUUGCGCGACAGGUGGCAAAAGCUCUGCGAGACACCCAGGAAUCGGGCAGUCUAGUCCUGGUAGGGUCUAUAGCUGGCCACGCAGCGAAUCGGGGAAUAUGUAACUCGAACUACAACUCCUCCAAGGCCGCAGUUAUCCAGCUGGUUCGCUCCCUGGCACUGGAGUGGGGUCGGUAUAACAUUCGAGUGAACAGUCUCUCGCCAGGUUUCAUACGCACUGAUAUGACAAAUGAUCUGCUGGUUGAAAGACCAGAAUUCAACGAGUUGUGGAUGGCUGGGGCGAUGCUGGGCAGACUCGGUGAAGUGGAUGAUCUUGAAGCUGCUGUUCUGUUUCUUUUGGGGGAGGGAUCUCGCUGGAUGACUGGAGCGGACUUGAGGGUAGAUGGAGGCAAUAAUGCCUCAAUGUGA
Messenger RNA from Aspergillus versicolor CBS 583.65, 882 nucleotides. Its product is annotated as SDR family NAD(P)-dependent oxidoreductase. The record is from RefSeq and is a predicted model, not a curated record. The transcript has 2 exons. Gene Ontology annotation, cellular component: intracellular anatomical structure. Bases 1 to 882 code for a protein of 293 amino acids. Gene Ontology annotation, molecular function: oxidoreductase activity, acting on NAD(P)H, oxygen as acceptor. NCBI's taxonomy places the organism in Eukaryota, Fungi, Ascomycota, Eurotiomycetes, Eurotiales, Aspergillaceae.